Messenger RNA from Fusarium sp. VM40, 1464 nucleotides. NCBI's taxonomy places the organism in Eukaryota, Fungi, Ascomycota, Sordariomycetes, Hypocreales, Nectriaceae. The record is from the annotation of a GenBank genome assembly.
AUGACGGUUAUCCCUGUAUUGCGUGCUUCUCGCCUAUCCAUACGCCGGUCACUCCCUAUCUUUGGCCUCAGACACUCUUCGUCACGCAAGGCCCUCCAACGUCUCUGGGUACAUUCGCUGGAACGCAAAGAUAUCACCUCAUCGCACCAUCAUGCCGGUCAGAUGGUUGAACUACCUAAGGAUGAUUCCUUGACAAAACUAACCCAUACUGAGAUGAACAACGCUCCUCUUUCAAUCCUUCCUCUGAGGAUGAUCAUUCGUUCUUUGUUCAUUACAUCGAUAUCUUCCUCUACUGCGCUCCAGGCCGCCAUUAUCCGAACGCUGUUAAUCCUGGCUCACGCGGAGAUUGCAAUUUUCAAUCCUGACAGAAACCCUAUUCUUCACCUCCUCCUCAAAAAGACCUUUUAUGCUCAGUUUUGUGCAGGUGAGACGCCUGCCGAAGUCCGCUCGACAAUGGCAAGUCUAAGGGACAUUGGCUUCAGUGGAGUCAUUUUAACCUAUGCAAAAGAGGCUGUCUUGAGCGAGGUAGAAGCAAACGUCACUGCUGGGUACGAAUCGAGUACGGAGACUACUCAUGACAUCACUAGUGAGAUUGAACCUUGGACAAAAGGUACACUCGAAACCAUUAAGCUUGCUGGCCCGGGUGAUUAUGUGGCCCUCAAAUUGACUGGUUCUGGCCGCAUGGCUAUGGACAACCUAUCUCAAGACAAAGGACCUUCUCCCCACCUCAAGACGUCAAUGCACAACAUCUGCACUCUAGCCCAGCAACGGGGUGUUCGACUCAUUUUUGAUGCCGAACAAGAUGCUUUCCAAAACGGAAUCGACACAUGGACCAUGGCAUUCGCCCGCACCUACAACACUGCCGAGACUGCCACUGUCUAUGGGACCUACCAGGCCUACAGAAAGGUCACGCCAGCUACCAUAUCACGUCACCUCGCUGAAGCGCAACAGGGUGAUUUCACCCUGGGCGUGAAGCUGGUGCGUGGUGCGUACCUUGGGUCUGACCCUCGCGAAUGCUUUCACGAUACCAAGGCAGAGACAGAUACCUGCUACAACACCAUUGCCGCUGAUGUUCUUAGGCGUCAGUGGGGUACGUUCACGACAGGCAAGGGAGCCUUUCCCAAUGCCCAUGUAAUUCUUGCAACUCAUAAUGCCGAGUCUAUUCGUCAGGCUCGUGUAAUUUGUGAUGCUGGAAAUGCGAAAUCAGGAAUUGUUUUUGCUCAGCUUCAGGGUAUGGCUGAUGAGGUUAGCUGCGAGCUCAUCAAAUCGAACUCGGACGCCAAGUCAGUUGUCUUGCCCGCUUAUAAGUAUCUAGUCUGGGGAACUACCGGCGAGUGUAUGAAGUAUCUUCUGCGCCGAGCCUAUGAGAACCAGGAUGCUGUACAACGCACACAUAGUGGCCGUAAUGCGAUGUGGGUUGAACUUGUUCGGAGAGGUAAAAGGGCUGCUGGUUUUGCCACCUGA